Messenger RNA from Daphnia pulex (common water flea), 1120 nucleotides. Its product is annotated as inositol monophosphatase 1-like. NCBI's taxonomy places the organism in Eukaryota, Metazoa, Arthropoda, Branchiopoda, Diplostraca, Daphniidae. Gene Ontology annotation, biological process: phosphatidylinositol phosphate biosynthetic process; inositol metabolic process; signal transduction. Bases 141 to 965 code for a protein of 274 amino acids. The record is from RefSeq and is a predicted model, not a curated record. Gene Ontology annotation, molecular function: inositol monophosphate 1-phosphatase activity. The transcript is spliced from 7 exons.
GUUGGGCUCAAACGAAGGUCUAGGGGUAAACGAAGGUGUCAACAACAACAACUAUCCAGAACACAGACGAACACAGGACGAACAUAAAAUAUAAUCAAUUAAUCAUACCUGUCAAGAAAUCCAAUCGUCUAAUUUUCACCAUGACCGAAUUCGAUGUUGAAGAAGUCUUUACCGUCGCAUUGAAAGCAGUGAAAGAUGCAGGAGAAAUUAUCAAAGAAGCAUUCUACAAGAAGAAAGCUGUGCUCACUAAAUCAUGUGCUGUCGAUCUCGUAACCGCAACUGAUCAGGCGGUGGAGAAAAUGUUGAUUGGUAGAAUCAAAGAAAAUUUCCCUAACCACAUGUUUAUAGGAGAGGAAUCAGUGGCAGCAGGAGAAAAGUGUGACCUGACGGAUGAACCCACCUGGAUUGUUGACCCAAUUGAUGGAACAAUGAACUUUGUACACUCAUUUCCUCAUUCCUGCAUAUCACUAGCAGUGCUGUACCAUAAAGAUAUCCACAUUGGCAUAAUCUACAAUCCAAUUUUAGACCAAAUGUUCACUGCCAAACUUGGUCAAGGAGCUUUUUUAAAUGAUAAACCCAUUCAGGCCUCUGAAGAAACAGAAUUGGGAAAAUCUCUUGUCAUUGCCGAGUAUGGUUGCGGUUGGGAUAUCCAAACAAUGGAAAGUGUACUUAAAAAUAUAACAGCGCUUAUGAACAAAGUUCAUGGGCUUAGAGCUAUGGGAAGUGCUGCAUUGAACAUGGCCUCGGUCGCUUCGGGUGGAGCAGACUGCUACUUUCAAUACGGGAGCCACGUGUGGGAUAUAGCCGCUGGAACGUUAAUUGUAAGGGAAGCUGGAGGUAUUUGUAUCGACACGGAAGGAGGACCAUUGGAUCUGAUGUCUCGGCGGAUGAUUUGUGCGUCAUCUGAAAAACUGGCCCUUCAAAUCAUUCCUCUUCUUACGCCAUUGAUAUUAGAAAGAGACUAACGUCGACUAACACAAAAUUAUGUUCUUAUCUGGCUUAAUUUCAUUUGAAAGUUUUGUGGUGAUCUCAAAUGUGUCUGCUUAGCUAUCAGGUAAUUUGCACUUUUGCAGAUAUAUUAAAAUGUUAAGAUUCAGCGGUAUUAAAUAUUUUCUUAUUU